Galeopterus variegatus (Sunda flying lemur) is the source of this 627-nucleotide messenger RNA. Its product is annotated as fatty acid desaturase 2-like protein FADS2P1. The record is from RefSeq and is a predicted model, not a curated record. Gene Ontology annotation, cellular component: membrane. Lineage: Eukaryota; Metazoa; Chordata; Mammalia; Dermoptera; Cynocephalidae. Gene Ontology annotation, molecular function: oxidoreductase activity, acting on paired donors, with oxidation of a pair of donors resulting in the reduction of molecular oxygen to two molecules of water. The transcript has 8 exons. The coding region runs from base 1 to 627 and encodes 208 amino acids. Gene Ontology annotation, biological process: lipid metabolic process.
AUGGGCCCACUUUUUCUGCUUGGAGAUUCUCAACCUGUCAAGUAUGGCAAGAAGAAAAUCAAAUACAUCGAUUAUGAAAAGCAGCACCUGUACUUCUACAUGGUUGGGCUGCCCCUCCUCAUGCCUGUAUAUUUUAACCUGCAAUCCAUGCAAGUGAUGUACCUUCGAAGGUAUUGGGGGGACAUUGCCUGGGUCAGCAGCUUUUACAUCCGAUAUUUUAUCACAUUUGGCCCUUUCUAUGGAAUCUUUGGAACUGUGCUGCUCAUAUAUUUGGUCAAGUUUCUUGAAAGUCCCUGGAUUGCAUAUGUUACCCAGAUGAGCCACAUACCAAUGAAAAUGAGCACAGAGGAGAACCGGGACUGGCUCAGCACUCAGAUCCCAUUACAGUGUUGUGAGGAACCUCAAGAUUCUCUGAACUAUACUUUGAGUAACAUAGAACAGCCACAAAUUCUAUUCCCCACAAUGCCGCGCCAUAAUUAUCACAAGGUGGCACCUCUGGUGAGGUCACUGUGCACCAAGCACGGAUUGCAGUAUGUGAAUAAGCCCAUGUUGAAGGCGUUUGGAGAUAUCGUCAGGGCCUUGAAGAAAUCUGCAGCCCUCUGGAUGGAUGCUUACUACGAAAUAUGA